Molecule: messenger RNA, 929 nt
Organism: Paramecium octaurelia
Lineage: Eukaryota; Ciliophora; Oligohymenophorea; Peniculida; Parameciidae
Source: the annotation of a GenBank genome assembly
AUGAGUGAUUAAUAUUAGAAGGCUGAAAGUCAGGAAAAUUCUAGUUAGUUAUCUUCUUAGGAUGAAUAACAGUAGAAAACCAUAAAGCCAGCUGAAUUGGUAGCUCUUCCAAAAGUUUAUGCACAAUCCCUCAAUAAUGAAUAACCAUCAACAAGAGAAGAAAGGAAAAUGAAAUAAUAUUUACAACGCAUCUAAGAAUAAGAGCGUUUAGAGGACGUAUGUUUCUUUUAAAUUUAGAUUUACAAAGGCUGCCACUUUAAAAAAGAAGCGCACAAAAGUAAUAUAUCUUAUAUAUAUUAUAUUUUAGCCAAACCCGCCAUAAAAAUAACAGGAUAAUUUAGAAUUGCCAAUAAGUGCAGAAAAUGGUGAAAACGUAGAGGAUGAAGGAAUGUAAAAUAUAUCCUUUUUUUUAUUAGUUUAUUGAACCCUCCAGCAAUUUAAUUAAAUCCAUAGGUAUUAUAAACAGAAUAAUAAUCUGAAAUCUAAACUCAACAAUUAAAGAUGAGAUUGAACCCUAAGUUAAAAAUAAAGGUAUUCUUCACAAUUUAGAAUAGGAAAAACAUCAUGUGUACAUUUAUUUAGCAAAUUGUCAAGAUCAAAGCUUAGAGAAUGUUUAAGAAUUAACAUCCAAAGCAACUCAAUUUUAUUCACCUUAAAAACAACUGAAAGAACAAUCAAGUCUAAAUCAAAUAAAUCAAGAAAUAUUUUAGGAAACCACUAUCAUAAUUAAAAAUAUCAAAAACUAAUAUUAAUAAUACAUUGAUUAAACCUCAAAUGGGAAUUCCAAUGAUCAAAAGGACUUUGUGAUCAAAUAUUUAGAUAAGAAGUACAUAGAAUCUGUGCUGAGAGAAAGUAAAAUGCAAAUAUAAAGGAAAUAAACAAAUGAUAAGUAAUUAUAAAAUGGAAAACAGAUGCAAAAAAAAUAUUGA